AAGGUUAUCUAAAAGUCUUCGUCUAUCAAAAUUCAAUUGUUAUUGCGCUUAAUACAAUACAGUUAUCAAAGUCUAUAAAUAAUACACAAUAAAUUUCUGAAAAAUGAAAUUUAUACUGCUUAAUUGUUUCUUGUUGUCUCUUUGUUACAAAGAAGUUUUCAAUUGGAAAAUAUUUCACAAUGGAAGAAGUGUUGGAGGUAAUUUAGGAAAGCCAGGUGGUUAUAAAUUGCAUAGAGAUUACAGGAACUUUGAACGUUGGUUUACUCAAAACUUGGACCACUUCAACCCAGGAGAAGAGACUACAUGGCAACAACGUUACUAUGUCAACGACGAAUAUUUCACAAAUGGGCCCAAAAAUGUGGUGUUUUUAAUGAUUGGUGGUGAAGGUGAGGCCACAGCAGAAUGGAUGACAAAAGGUACAUGGAUCGAUUAUGCCAAGGAAUUUAAAGCUUUGUGUUUCCAAGUCGAACACAGAUACUAUGGUAAAAGCCACCCAACCAGUGAUUUAAGUGUGAAAAAUCUUCAAUAUCUGACCAGUCAACAAGCACUGGCUGAUUUGGCUAUGUUUAUUGAGACUAUGAAUAUGCAGUAUAAUUUGGGAACAAAUGUGAAAUGGAUAGCUUUUGGAGGUUCCUAUCCUGGUUCUUUGGCAGCAUGGUUGAGACAGAAAUAUCCACAUUUAGUGCAUGGAUCCAUGUCAGCCAGUGGUCCUUUACUUGCUCAGGUUGAUUUUCAAGAAUAUUUUGAGGUGGUAAACCAAGAUUUACAGAACUACAAUCCAGAUUGCUUGAAAGCUGUACAACAGGGAACCAAACAGGUGGAUGUGCUGCUCAAACACAUGGUUGGGCAAAGAAAUUUAAAUAAAUUAUUUAAACUAUGUGAUCCUGUAGAAAAAAGCAUAGAUAAUCAAAAAGACAUCGCAAAUUUAUUCGAAUCGUUGGCCGGUAAUUUUGCAAACGUCGCUCAAUAUAACAAAGACAACAGAAUUGGUAAAAACAAAGCAGGAAAAAUAACUAUUGAUAUGCUAUGUGAUAUAAUGACUAAUCAAAGCAUUGGACCUCAAGUACAUAGAUUGGCUGAAGUGAAUAGUGUGCUGCUUGAAGCAUAUGAUCAAAAAUGUUUAGAUUAUAAAUAUGACAACAUGAUUAAUGAACUUAGAAAUAUUAGCUGGGCAGGUGAACAAGCAGAAGGAGGUCGUCAGUGGACUUAUCAAACAUGUACAGAAUUUGGUUUCUUCCAAAGUUCCACAUACCAACCACAAGUUUUUGGAGACAAAUUUCCAGUAGACUUUUUCAUUGAACAAUGUGUAGAUAUUUUUGGACCUAAGUAUAACUCAACGUUUUUAAAUGCUGCUGUAAAUAGGACCAAUAUUUUAUAUGGUGCAUUGGAUAUUGAUGUUAGUAACGUUGUUUUCGUACAUGGUUCCGUGGAUCCAUGGCAUGCAUUAGGAAUUACAAAAGCAAGAAGUCCGAAUGCUCCUGCUAUUUAUAUUGAGGGGACUGCACAUUGUGCAAACAUGUAUCCAGCAUCUGAUAAAGAUCUCCCUCAAUUAACUGCAGCAAGACUAAAAAUUAAACAAUAUAUAAAAUCGUGGCUUGAAUAAUUUUAAAUAAGAUGGAAUAGUCCAAUAAAUAACAAUCUAUUUUAGGAGUAAAUAAAACUAGAUAUAUUCUUUUAA
Messenger RNA from Aethina tumida (small hive beetle), 1678 nucleotides. RefSeq names its product putative serine protease K12H4.7. The record is from RefSeq and is a predicted model, not a curated record. The coding region runs from base 104 to 1603 and encodes 499 amino acids. Lineage: Eukaryota; Metazoa; Arthropoda; Insecta; Coleoptera; Nitidulidae. Gene Ontology annotation, biological process: proteolysis. The transcript is spliced from 6 exons. Gene Ontology annotation, molecular function: dipeptidyl-peptidase activity; serine-type exopeptidase activity.